AUGUCUUCGGCAAGCGAUAGCGAAGACCAAGAUUUUGAAAGUGCUGACGAAGGUGAAGAAACCCACCGCCAACAAUGCCAUGAGGAUGGCCCAAAUAAAGCAGAAGAGACAUCAAAAACAAGUCUGGUCGAUAUUACUUCAAUGCCACAAGAUACUGAUGGAAAGACGAGCGAAGAAGAGAAUCCAUCUGAACUUCUUUCUGACCAAGGAAAGGAGGACAAUAACAAUAGCAAAGAAGAGACGGAAACUGAUCAAAAAUGCCAACCAAUCACUGAAAUUAUACAAGGAUCACAAGCACAGCAACAAUCACAUGAAACAAGUGAAACAACUGAGGAAACAGAAACACAACAAGAAUUGCAUGAAACAACUUGUGAUACAAAAAGUUCAACAGAACCAGCCAAGCAAGUAGAAACACCGUCGACGCCUGAAAAAAUCAUCCAGGAUCAAAAUAGCCAAGAGAAGGCACAAAAUGAUGAGCUAGAGGUGGUUAACGAGCCUAUCGAGAAGAAGGAUCCUAUAGAUAGAUCGGAUAUACACGAUACCAAGCAAAAUAGGACUAAUGAUGAAAUGCAAGACAAGCAGAAAAGUCCUCAAGCCAACGAGCCUCAGCAAUCGCAGAAGAGUGGAUGGGGUUGGGGAUUUUCUUCCUGGAUUUCUUCUGCUUCUGAUACCGUCGCCAAGAUAUCACAACAAGCACACACUAUAGGUCACACAGUUUUAGACACAGUGGAAUCAUCGUUAGGUGUACCAGAUCCUGAGAACCUUGCAGAGCAGAAUCAAUUGAACAAAAAGGAUGAAGGUUGCUUAUAG
Trichoplax adhaerens is the source of this 810-nucleotide messenger RNA. RefSeq lists its product as uncharacterized. The transcript has 3 exons. Lineage: Eukaryota; Metazoa; Placozoa; Uniplacotomia; Trichoplacea; Trichoplacidae. The coding region runs from base 1 to 810 and encodes 269 amino acids. The record is from RefSeq and is a predicted model, not a curated record.